Fonsecaea multimorphosa CBS 102226 is the source of this 1911-nucleotide messenger RNA. RefSeq lists its product as uncharacterized. The record is from RefSeq and is a predicted model, not a curated record. The transcript is spliced from 4 exons. Lineage: Eukaryota; Fungi; Ascomycota; Eurotiomycetes; Chaetothyriales; Herpotrichiellaceae. Bases 1 to 1911 code for a protein of 636 amino acids.
AUGCCCAUCAUGCCGGUCAAAGAGACCGGAUUUGUGCAGAUGACAGAGCUCAACCAGUCCAAUGCGUCGCUACCAAACUCCCGGCAAGACCCAUGGAUUCCCACAGCUUGGCCAUCCGAUCCAAAACCAUUGGCCAACGAUCGAAUCAACGAAAUCCUACUGGACUUGUACGAUGUGGGCCUGUGCCUUAUUCCUAUCGCCCUCAUGGUCAAGAUUGGCCUUUGUCUAAAGGCCGAAAGCAUGGAUGACGAAGACGAAGGCUACUUCAUAGACGAAGUUGGUCCGUUGACCACCUAUUUAAUUCGUUUCAACGGCCAGCUCGCAACGGCCUUCACCAUUGUCUUCGUCUUGAUCUUCACAACCUUCCUGAAACGAUUGGCGUUGUGGAGAGCACAGAAAGGAGAGUAUGUGGCGAGGCUGGAGCAGUACCAGGCGAGCAUGUCUUUGAUCAGCACACUUCGCUCGGUCCUAUUUUUACGGGCGUUCGACUCGAUCAGCGUCGGUUUGAUCAUCAUGUGGUCCUUUUACUAUCUUGGAAGCCAGGCUAGCAAGGAGGAGUUUAAAUACCAAGUGUCCGGCCCUCCCUCGAAUCAUCUUGUCGCAUACCGCAGUUUUUCCGCUCCAUCAGCAUUUCAGAACGCGACGUACACAGGCUACCCACAGUCUUUCUUUGAACAUUUGAACCUACAAUAUGGCGUCUAUGUCACAUACGGUCAAAAAUCUCAGAAUAGUGACACGAGUCCUAAUCCAUCUGACUAUACUGGUGCGGCCCUUGUCCCUUUCCCUGAGGGCUACCCCUGGACGGACGUAUCUAAGUCAUCAGAGUACUGGUAUGCUUCAUUUGCCGGUUGCAACGUUUACCCCUUAUGGGAUUAUGAUACCCUAGCCAUGGCGUUCGUUGGCGACUACAACUUCGAAACAUCCUUUUUACAGGCGGAAUGCUCGAAUUGGACGCUUCUACAUGGAUCGCAAUUCCCCAAUGGCACCACCAAACCGAUUGUUCUCGCCAUGAACAUGAGUGACUCCGCAGCAGUCCACAAGGCGAACAACUAUACUAGUCCUCGGACUUUCACCAUUUCUGCCCAGCACAAUUCGUCUGUGGCCGUGCAAGUCUCUUGCACCAUCGUCCAGAAACACGUCGAGCUUGAGGUACAUUGCACCGGUGCCAGUUGCGGCACUCGCAGAAUGCGAGAUUCUCGCCAGCAGCACCCGUCCGAGAAUUCCACACCAUUCGAUGAUGACAUCUUUGCCGAGCGGUUCUUUCAGAACCUCGUCUCAAUCAAUCAACUCACCACCAAAAAUGCGAUCAGUUGGGGCACGGUGGACGACGCCUUCUUUGACGACUACACUGGCAAACCUCUGCCCACAUACGCAGGCAUUCUUGAGAACAUCAGAAACAACGUCGAUGGAGAUGGUGACUUUGUCAGCCUAGGGAUCACCCAAGUCCUAAACACGUAUUAUUAUACCUCUCAACUCAAAAGAUCCAACCCGGUCUAUUUCCCCUUAAAUUCCACCGACAUAGACUCCGUCAGAGCCGACCCUGACUUCGCAAUCACCCCCAUGAGGGGUGCCGAAUACAACCCCAGAUACGCUACGAACAAGGCUUGGAUUGCUGUUGAUUGCGUGUCCCAAGCAGUCUUAUUUGGAGCAGCCAUGGCCGCGUUCUGGCUGCGCAAGAACACCAUCGCGCCCGAUAUCUUCGGCUACGUGAGCAGCUUGACGAGGGAUAAUCCGCAUAUAGACCUCCCUGACGGGGGCACGACGCUCGGCGGACUGGAGAGAGCGAGACUUCUCAGAAACGUCAAGGUCAGGAUUGCCGACGUCUCGCGAGAUGGACAGGUCGGCCACGUCGGACUGGUGGCGGAAACACGGCAUGCCGACUAUCUCAGCCCGCAAAAGGUAUACGCUUGA